AUGGUUGAGGUUGAUACUCGAAUAUUGCAGCUGCAACAACCAUUCUCGGAAAAGUACCGAAACAUCUGCAACCUCCUUCUCAGUGUAACCCACUCACGGUCACUUCCCAAAGGGAUUCAGCUGCAUGCCCACAUCAUCAAAUCGGGUCUUGAAGCCAUUCCUCUGGUCUCACAUCACCUCAUCAAUUUGUAUUCUAAAACUCAACUUCCCUAUUCCUCUCGCCAAGUGUUCGACGAAUUGCCUCAAAGGUCUUCCACUAGUUGGAGCUCCCUAAUCUCUUCUUUCGCCCAAAAUGACCUCCCUUUCCUAGCUCUCCACUUCUUCCGCCGCAUGCUCCGUCAUGGGGUUCGCCCCGAUGACCAUACAUUCCCCAGUGCCACCAAGUCCUGCGCCAUUCUCUCAAUAGUCGAUGUUGGCCAGUCCCUGCACUGUUUCGUGCUCAAAACUCGGUAUGAUUUCGACGUGUUUGUUGGGAGCUCCAUUGUUGACAUGUAUGCGAAAUGUGGAGAAAUUGGGUAUGCUCGGAAAGUGUUUGAUGACAUGCCUGACAAGAAUGUGGUUUCUUGGAGUGGGAUGAUAUAUGGUUACGCUCAAAUGGGUGAGGAUGAGGAGGCUCUAAGGCUGUUUAAGCAGGCGCUGGUUGAAGAUGUGGGUGUUAAUGAUUUUACUUUGUCUAGUGUUUUAAGGGUUUGCAGCGCUUCCACGCUGCUUGAGUUGGGGAAGCAGGUGCAUGGAUUGUGCUUUAAGACAAGCUUUGAUGCAUCGUGCUUCGUGGGUAGUUCUUUGAUCUCCUUGUAUUCUAAGUGCGGGGUUGUUGAAGGAGCUUACGAGAUUUUUGAGGAGAUUAAGGUUAGGAACCUUGGCAUGUGGAAUGCAAUGAUGAUUGCAUGUGCUCAGCAUGCGCACACGAGUAAAACCUUUGAGCUGUUCUUGCAGAUGCAAAGUGUUGGGAUGAAGCCUAAUUUCAUCACCUUUCUGUGCGUGCUUUAUGCUUGCAGCCAUGCAGGGUUGGUAGAGAGGGGACAACAUUACUUUGAGCUGAUGAAAGAGUAUGGUAUUGAACCAGGGUCACAACAUUAUGCCACCAUGGUGGAUUUGCUUGGUCGUGCUGGAAAAUUGCAGGAUGCAGUUAAGAUGAUUAGAGAAAUGCCUGUGGAACCGACGGAAUCUGUUUGGGGAGCUUUAUUGACAGGGUGUAGAAUACAUGGGAAUACUGAAUUGGCAUCCUAUGUGGCUGAUAGAGUUUUUGAGUUGGGUCCUGUAAGCUCUGGCCUUCAUGUCCUACUGUCUAAUGCUUAUGCUGCUGCUGGAAGAUGGGAGGAAGCAGCAAAAGCAAGAAAGAUGCUGAGGGACCAAGGAAUAAAGAAGGAAACUGGUUUGAGUUGGGUGGAGGAGGGAAAUAGAGUUCACACAUUUGCUGCUGGGGAUAUGUCACAUGGGAAAACAGUGGAAAUUUAUAAGAAGCUAGAGGAGUUAGGAGAAGAAAUGGCAAAAGCUGGUUAUGUUGCAGACACGUCUUUUGUGUUAAAAGAAGUGGAUGGCGAUGAGAAGAGUCAAACUAUUAGGUAUCAUAGUGAAAGGUUAGCCAUAGCAUUUGGCCUUAUUACUUUCCCUCAGGAACGACCAAUCAGAGUAAUGAAGAAUUUGCGUGUUUGUGGUGAUUGCCACACUGCGAUCAAGUUUAUUAGCAAAUGUACUGGAAGGGUAAUCAUUGUGAGGGACAAUAACCGGUUCCACAGAUUUGAGGAUGGAAAAUGCACUUGUGGAGAUUAUUGGUGAUCCUAAGGUGCUGAGUAACAUUAGAGUCACUGAUACCAAAUUUUUAUGGGAGCAGAACUGGAACAAAAAAUAGCAUCAGCUCAUGACUAUUACUUCAUUCAUGAGCCAUCUUGUUUUUAUUAUCUCACCACAUACAAAAUCGUGGUAAUUUUGAAACUUUUUGCCAUUCAUUUAUUUUUUGCUGUUGCUGCUAAAUGUU
Messenger RNA from Gastrolobium bilobum, 1978 nucleotides. RefSeq names its product putative pentatricopeptide repeat-containing protein At5g52630. Bases 1 to 1779 code for a protein of 592 amino acids. NCBI's taxonomy places the organism in Eukaryota, Viridiplantae, Streptophyta, Magnoliopsida, Fabales, Fabaceae. Gene Ontology annotation, biological process: RNA modification. The transcript has a single exon. The record is from RefSeq and is a predicted model, not a curated record. Gene Ontology annotation, molecular function: zinc ion binding; RNA binding; protein binding.